Nicotiana attenuata is the source of this 1637-nucleotide messenger RNA. RefSeq lists its product as uncharacterized. Lineage: Eukaryota; Viridiplantae; Streptophyta; Magnoliopsida; Solanales; Solanaceae. Gene Ontology annotation, biological process: protein deubiquitination. Gene Ontology annotation, molecular function: cysteine-type deubiquitinase activity. The transcript has 5 exons. The coding region runs from base 255 to 1253 and encodes 332 amino acids. The record is from RefSeq and is a predicted model, not a curated record.
GCCAUUUGUGCCAGAUUUCUCUCUCUAAAACCCAUUUACAUUUUUUAUCAUUUUGUUUCUCACACUAAAAAAGUUGGUUUAAUUAUCGCCGUCACCAAUCGAAUAAUGCAUUUUCUUCGUCUUCUUCUAUAACAGCAGCUCUCUCUUCUCAAUUCUCACCAACAACAAUGGAUGCCCAAUUCGGUUUAUAAUUUUCGUUAUAUUGUUUUAAGUUAAUCAAAAUCUGAAAAGUUACAGAGCUUUUCAAUCCGGUGAUGCUCGGAGUACUUUGUGCACGUCCUAAACCUUGGCUCUUUGCAUCACUCUCACUAUCUCACGCCCACGGCUCAGCGCCGGCGGCUUAUAACCGACUAAUCGGAACACCUACCAAAUCAGUAUUAGUUGGAGGUUCGGAUCAGUUACAGAGGCGACAUCAUUCUAGCCAUUGCCGACUUGGAGCUUCUGUAAAUCGAGGUGGCGCAGCUUCAAUAUGGCAUGCGAUUCUUCCCGCCGGGAGGAGGAAUAAGGAUGUAAAGCGGCGGAAUACGGUGUUUCACCACCACCAUUAUGUAUUGGCUAAGAAAGGGGAAGGGUCGUGGAAUGUUGCGUGGGAUACUAGGCCAGCGCGUUGGCUCCAUAAUCCUGACUCAGCUUGGCUCCUUUUUGGUGUUUGCUCUUGCUUAGCAGCGCCAUCUCUUGAUUUACCUGAUUCGAAUUCUGAUGUUGUUGCUCCGAUUGAGAACAAGUCCCAAGGUUUUGAUAGCAAUACUGUAAAUUCAGAUGAGGCUGAUCGAAACUCUGCCAACUAUACGGUCACUGGGGUUCCAGCAGAUGGGAGAUGUCUAUUUAGAGCAAUAGCACACAUGGCUUGUUUAAGAAAUGGGGAAGGAGCUCCUGAUGAGAAUCGACAGAGAGAACUUGCUGAUGAAUUAAGAGCUCAGGUUGUUGAUGAGCUGUUAAAGAGGCGAAAAGAAGCUGAAUGGUUUAUUGAAGGGGAUUUUGAUGCAUACGUAGAAAGAAUUGAAAAGCCAUACGUGUGGGGAGGAGAACCAGAGCUACUAAUGGCUUCUCAUGUUCUUAAGUCCCCAGUUUCUGUCUAUAUGGUAGAUAGAAGCUCAGGCAGUUUAAUAAAUAUAUCAAAUUAUGGCGAAGAAUAUAGGAAGGAAGGAGAGAAUCCUAUUAAUGUCUUGUUUCAUGGUUACGGUCACUAUGACAUAUUGGAGACAAUUUCAGAGAAAGGUCACCAGAAGUUAGAAGAUAAAAGCAGGGUAUGAUGCCCUUAGACAUAAUCUUGAUUAAAUUUCAUAAAGGUAGUUCGCAACGAAUAUCAACUUAAAUUGAUAAGAAGUUCAGCUAGCCAGUUCACAAACAUCUUCUUUCAGGUCCAGUCAAUUUGUUGACAUGGCUUUCUUCAAAGCAGUAAGCUUGUUUAAAUUUUGUAGAUUCUCUUGUUCACUUUUCCAGGAUAUCAGUCGAAGCGAUUAGCGUCAGUGCUUAUUCAAUAGAUAUUUGUUUCACCAAAGUUCUUGGUAUUUCCUUAUUACCAGAUAAUUCUGGAUGUACUUUCAGUUUUGCUCAGAUGUCUGAAUGGCUCCACUCUGAAAUAUUGAUUUAUUAAUAAUGUGCAGCAAUGGAAAUGUAACACUGAUUUCUCUCAA